AUGGGUUCAUUAUUGAAGUGUCUACUGGUGCUCACGAUCGCCGAAAUCGUCGCGGCACAGACAAGACAGCGGAACAGUGAGUUGUGUUUGUUCGAUUCGAGAAAAGGAGCCAGAACCGUACCAUCCGCCUACGUAAUAUUGCGAAAUCCGUGCGAAAAUACCACCCGCAGUGCCGGCGGGGGCAAAGCAAAGACGAAUCACCCGUUCUGUCAAGAUUUACAGAGUUUACGGAACAUUUCGAAAUUUUCUUGUACAAAGAGUCUUAGAAAAGGAUGGGGACAAGCAAAAAACCUUAGGGGUGUAGAACCGGGCCGUAAACAGACUUGGUGACAAUCGACCUGACCCGGGUUCAGAAUGUUUGAAAAUUUUGUGGAAAAGAUUAUAGAUUUUUCCCAUUUUUAUGUACUAGGAAAAUGACUUUUUUUUAAUUGAAAUUAGCAAGCAAAAGCCGGAAGACUUUACUUUCAAACUCAAAGUUACAAGAAGUCACGAUUUUGGAACAACAAUUUGACUAAAAAACCAUGUUUUGAAAUGUAAUAAUCGAUCGAAGAUACCGUUCGAGAAGAAGAAUUACAAGACCGAUUCACAAAACUCUGCUUGUUUUCAGAUGGUCUUGUCCGAUGUUACAAGGAAAUUGGAUCUUCGAGCAGUGAAUGUCUAGGCAAAUACUGCUACAAAAUGCACACUCCAGGUAUGUUCUUUUACAAUUUUUUGAUAAGUUUACAAUGUUGUUUUCAGAUGACUCAACGCGCCGUGGAAUCGUCAAAAAAGGAUGCUUGAACGCGGCGGAUGCACAGACAGAAGUAAGGCGUCCGCUUUCUUUUGACCGCAAAUGUUUUGAUUUUCAGAUUGGAAAGUGUACGCUGAGGCCGUUGGAAGAAGGAGGGGCCGAAUCGAUGUGUGUCUGUCGGGAAAGAGACUUUUGCAAUUCUGCUCCAAUCCCAGCUCUGUCACUUUCAUUCUUCACCAUUCUUUUCAGUAUUGUUUUAGCUCAUAUCUUGUAAAUGUAUCAAAUCUCGUUUCGUAGCGAUUCGUUCCAUCAUUUGUGUCGAUCUUUUUUGUGUUUUCACAGCUUUCGUUGUACUUACUGUGUUCUUAAACAGGAUUCAUUUGUUGACGGGUUUCCAAUCUUUUCCAAUCAGAUUUCUCUUUUAAUUUAUUAGAAUCUAUUCCAAUUUUUGCUCACUUCUCUUUCUUUCCGCUUGAUGUGAUGAUUCAAUGUAUGAAAAUGUACAAUUUAGUGAUCAAAACGUUAUAUGAAAGUAUCUCCUUCCGCUCAUGACGUCGUGUGUCAUUUCUCGGGUUCUCGCAGGCACACAAUCUCUUCAUUUUGUUUGGACUUUCUUCGUGCAUCUGAAACAUGUAAGAAAAGGAGGUGGAGGCCGAAAUACGAUGUGUAUAGCAGAAAAGAUGCACGACGCGGUUUCACGAAUUGACCAACACUUGUACGCCGUCUUUUUUGAGCAUUUCCUCACGUGAGGACUAACUCCCUGUGUUUGUGGGCAGGACAAGGCCUGUAAAUUUUUGAUUGCCCGGACCGGGAAGUCUGGUGGGAUCAGAAUUUUGACUUUCUUCAUUUUCAGUUUACGCUAGGUAAUUUCUUAGCGUAUGUGUAUGUUUCCAAAAGAUCCAGACCCCGUGAAAUUCCCUCAUUCCGUUUAGAAUAGGAUUUAUUCUAUUUACCUCCUCAAUAUCCAAAUAAGAAGGAGAUUCCGACCGACCUAAUGAAAGACCUUAGAGACUAAUUAUAAUGAAUCGCCGUACUCCCACGUCUUUGGUCCGCCCGCGUUCUCAUUGAGAAUAUACAAAUCAGAGCCUACGCUUAUCAGCUUAUUCGUUUCCAUUUCGUUGAGUACUGACUCCAUCUAUUAUUUCUCAUUUCCUCCCAUCUUUGUUCUGUUCUGAUUGUGGCCCUCUUGAGUGUUGCCCUUGACUACACAACGACACUCGGCCGUCACAUCAACAUUUUUCAGUUCAUCCGUAGUGUGCUCUGCUAAUCCGCCCCGUCGCGAGUUGCUUGCUUUCAUCGUCUUCUAAUUCCGGUGCCACCCCGUUUGAGGUAAGUGCGUGUUUUGAUAUUUCCGCGAACUUUUGUUUGUCAUCAUUCCGAUAAAUUGGUUGAGUGCUGUGGCUUGUGGUCUGAAAGGGCUUUCUUCUCAAGUUUGAAAAGAGUUUGAUCUCCCACGUUAUGCUUCUUCAUCAAUUUGCCCUCAUUUUCUUGUCUUCCCAGAUAUCAGAAAUUGGUAGUACCUUGAGAUCCUUGUAGGAGAGAGAAAGCAGCGUAACGUGGGCUUAUCUCGUGACGUGCUCUUGCCCAUUUCCACUCCAAUUUUAAUCAUAGGGUUGUACCUCUUCUCCUCGUGACUUUUCUGACUAGACUUAUACUAGUGACUCAUAACUCUCGUUUAAAAUUAUCUAUGUACUUUUAGAGCUUUGUUUUUAGAAGCAGUUGGACACAAAUGAUGGACGAGAAGCAGGCUGUUCCACCGCAGGAAAGAUCAAAGGUUGAAAUCAAAUCCGAGUCGCUGUCAGAUGACGAGGAUUUGAUUGACGUCGAGUUCUUUAUGCAGCAAGUGUCCCCGUGCAAGAUCCCAUUUCUCGACGACUUCAAUGCGGACCCCGAGAAAUCGGGUCAUCCUUCCUCGCAAGAGAAAGAGGGAAAUGGAACACCGUCAAAUAGGCCGACAGGUUCUGAACCGGCAGUUCCUGAACCGCAAGUUCUAGACGACCCAGACGAUCUGCUCAUCAUUGCUGUUUUUCCUCCGAAGAUCUCUGCUGUUACUGCUCAGAAGGUACGCCGUAUUUUGAUUCGGAAGACCCCCGGAGUCGUUCCGCAAAAGAUCCCUGGAAUUUCUCUUCAGAAUAUCCCCAAUGCUGUUUUUCAGAAAGCACUCGGAAUCUUUCCUCAAAAGAUUCCCCACGUUGCUCCUGCGAAGAUCCGGCGAAUUGCAAAGAUCCGGCGAAUCGCUGAUGUUCAUGUUGUGCCACAACGUCAGAGAAAACCGCAAGAAACGCCUCGAGUUCUUCGUGAUCUGCUCAUUCGUAUACCACACAGCCCCCAAGUGUCCAAACUGCCCGACAUGGUGAACAAGAAGUUGAUGUGUCAGGUGGCCCUGGAGACGUGUUACCUGGUGCAUGAUGACCGAAUUCACGCGAGAGAAGCUGUUGAUCGGUUGUACAAACUUGCAUAUGACAAUAUUGUCAAGUUGCAACACACUCCUGCAGUGGCCCACGAGUUCCGUCGGAAAUGGGAGUUCCAUUUGAAGCAAUCGUACCUCGCAGAAAACAUAUCACGCCAACUUCGAUUGGACAAGGCUAUAGAGGACUUGGACAUGAGAAGAGACCGGCAGGACAUGUACUACGAACGAUUGCGAGCCAGACUGCGCAGAAUUGCAGUUGUUCACCUGCCACCGCUCGAGGAAAUUGCAAGUGUGGACAAGCGCAUCACCAAAGAGGACACAGAGACUUUCCUUCCCUGUUGGCUUGAAAACUUCUUUCAAUGUCUCACAUGGCGCCAAUGGAAGGAUUUGUCGUUGGCUUCGAAUGAAGAAAUCGUGCAAAACAUGCUCCAGUUCCACGUGGAUGUUGGCAUGAACCGCUUCGAGUUUAUCUUCCUUCUCUCGCUCUUUAUCAAAAGAUGCAUGAGUAAGCAACCACGCUUAAAUGAAGAAGUAAAAAGCCACAAUAUCGGAGAAGUGCCGGCUAAUAUCAGAGGACGAUUAUGUUGGGUGAGACCACUCAUGCAUGGGGUGAGUUCUCAUAGUUUCUGUCAUUUCGAGUCAAGAAAAAAUGCAUAAUUUCAGGUGUACUAUCAAUGGAAGCACAAGUAUCAAGACUUUGUCUAUUCACAUCGAAUGGUAAGGUGUGGGAGGGCCAGUUUGACAUGUGAAAAAGCUUUUACAGAAAACAACCAACUACAUAUUCCCUUCUGUCAAUUACUCAAGAGUCAUGGGAGCACUAAAUUUCUCCCAUGAAGAUCUUCCGGAACCCUAUGCAUCUAUGCAACAAUUGUACCUCUAUCUUUGGCGUCCACAAGAUGUUAAGACCUUCGCAAAAGUGAUGAUCGAUAGACAGGGGAAACUAGUCAAGUUGCUGUGUAACGAUCACUUUAAUCUUCUCCGAUAUUUCAAUUUUAACAGAUACCCUGUAAGUGGGACCAAGUGGGGUCUGAAAAGUACAUAUGUACAUUCGUGUUUGUUUCAGAAACUGCCGGAAACCCCUGCGCCAAUCAAUCUGAGAUGUUUUCUCUAG
This is a messenger RNA of Caenorhabditis sp. 36 PRJEB53466, 4251 nucleotides long. Lineage: Eukaryota; Metazoa; Nematoda; Chromadorea; Rhabditida; Rhabditidae. The record is from the annotation of a GenBank genome assembly.